GCCACAGGAAAGGACCAGACCCUCGGCAAUCGUGAAUGCAGUUGUGCACUAUGCGACGCAUAUGAGGGGGACAUUGAGGAUUUUAACGUUUCCACCGCACAUCAGCAACUAGAAUAGGCCAAAUGAAGAUAAUGUCGGAUGAUGACGCUGCAUUGGAUUCAAUGGAUACCGAGGAAGAUAUUUUUGCUCCUCGCAACCGUAGCUUGGAGUCAAAUGUCAGACGAUCCAAGAGCCUGCGCAAGCUGAGAUCGCACUCUAGCUCCAAUUCGCAUAUAACACGAAACAAUUUAAGUGUACGACGUAGUACACGUAAUAGAAUGCAGACUUAUGACAACCUUAACACUAGCUGGAUUUUAGGAACACAGACAUUGAAAGGCUAUCCCAUGUUUCAACAACAUGCUUCCUCCUCAGACAAGGAAAUGGUAGACGAUGUCCCUGGUAGAAAGCACGAUCUCCGAGAUCGUAUGCCCUUACGAUCUCGUGAGAAUCAUCCACCUAACAAGAACUCGGCGAGACUUAGAGAUCUCAGAGAUAGAACGGAGCAUGAUCGACGAAACAGCAGGGAACUUAGGGGUAGACCUGAACGCGAUCUUAAAGAAAGAACGGAAGAGGUUAAGCCAGAGAAGGAAGUUAAUGAGCAAACUAGGCCGGCGACCGAGGAGAAAGACACCAGGACAAGAAAAUCUGACAGCCCAAACCGAUUUCGAGAAGGUCCUGUAACGAGACUAUGCGGCAGCAUAAACGAGAAGAAUGAAAAGCCCAAGACCGAGCAGGACGAGGCGGAUGAUGAUAGCUCGCGAGAAAGUGAAAAGCCAGAUAACAACGAUAAUUCUGAGAAUGAAGAUGGAUAUGAGGACAUGUACACGCGCAUUAAGAGAACAAGACGCACGGCUCAACGACAGCUGCCAAGAGUAGUGGAUAGUGAUCUGAGCGAGUCAUCGGAUUCUCCCGGGCCUAGGAAAUACAGUUUACGUCAGAAAAAACCUACUGUAGAUAGGUUUCAAGCUAAUGUCGAACCGGUUAGACGAUCCAUUAGAGCUCUCAGAAGCGUUCUUAGCAACUCGAUGAGAAGGAGGAAGCAUCGGAGUAAGAGCACGAGUUCCAGCGAUUCCAGUGACUCUGAGCCACAACGUUAUGACAAGAAAAAAGGCAAAAAAGCGAGACAAUCGGCGAUACCGCAAGGUGGCCCACCAGAUCGGAAGGCUGACAUCAAUCCUAUCACCUUAGACACUAACAUUAGAUUUAGCGAUGUUGGGGGUUUAGAAUCCCAUAUUCACUGCCUUAAGGAAAUGGUCGUUUUUCCUAUGAUGUAUCCAGACGUUUUCGAGAGAUAUCACAUUACCCCACCGAAAGGUGUCUUGUUCCAUGGUCCACCAGGGACUGGUAAGACACUGAUAGCCAGAGCGCUGGCCAACGAAUGCAGCCAGGGUAACAAGAAGAUGGCGUUCUUCAUGAGGAAGGGAGCGGAUUGCCUAUCCAAGUGGGUCGGAGAAUCGGAACGACAGCUGAGAUUGUUGUUUGAACAGGCUCAACAGAUGAAACCGUCCAUAAUAUUUUUCGACGAGAUAGAUGGUUUGGCGCCCGUCAGGAGCACCAAACAGGAUCAGAUUCACGCCAGCAUCGUGUCUACGCUCUUGGCGCUGAUGGAUGGUCUCAGUGACAGAGGGGAGGUGAUAGUGAUUGGUGCGACCAACAGAAUUGAUGCGAUUGAUCCAGCUCUACGAAGACCCGGCCGUUUCGAUCGCGAACUCUUCUUCCCGCUGCCAGCCAUGAAAGAGAGAUUAGAGAUCCUGAAGAUCCAUGUCAGCAAGUGGAAAAAUCCGCCGUCCGAUCAGUUACUGGAACUACUAGCGGAGAAGGCGACCGGUUAUUGCGGUUCGGACUUGAGAGCCCUCUGCACCGAAGCAGUGCUGCAAGGAUUGAGAAGAACCUAUCCGCAAAUUUAUAUGACAAAUGAUAGGCUGUUAUUAGAUCCAGCGAAAGUCGAAGUUAAAAAAUGUGAUUUUACGCAAGCGAGUUCUAUGCUCGUUCCGUCAUCGCACAGAGUAGCUCCGUGUGCAGGGAGAAAGCUACAGCUCUUCAUGGAACCGUUAUUAGGGCCUCCGCUGGAAGAAUUAAUAAAUUUGAUAAGAGGGAUAUUUCCGCAAGGUGUCAAUCCUGCUAUGGCAAAAAUGAAGCACACUAAGGGUAUUCAUCGUCCGAGACUAUUGAUUUCCGGCGGCAAUUUGUCGGAGGGUCAGGGACCUCAUUUAGCCCAAGCGUUACUGUACUGCAUGGAACAUCUGCCAGUUCAAAUUUUGGAUGUCAGCACGUUAUUUGCGGAAAGCGCUCGAUCGCCGGAAGAAACUUGCGUACAGGUAUUUAACGAAGCUACUAGGAACGUACCGUCCAUAAUUUACAUUCGGUCGAUCGAUCAAUGGUGGCCUCUCGUACCAGAGACGGUGAAAGCGGUUUUCCUGUGCCGCAUCGCAGCACUGGAUCCUUCAUUGCCGAUCUUGAUCCUCGCAACGAGCGACGCGACGUAUCAGGAUCUUCCUAAUCAAUUGAAAAAUCUGUUCAGCGAAUUACGUGGGGAGGUGUACUCCAUGAAAACUCCCACGACCGAGCAAAGGAUGAAGUUCUUCCGACCUAUAUUCAUGGUUCAGAGUCUGAGACAGCCACAGAUUAAGAGCAACAAAGUCGAAGUUUUGGAAACACUGCCACUAGCGCCGGAUCCGCUGCCAAAGAAACUCACAGAGAAGGAGAAGCAAAUCAUUUACGAGAAGGACGAAGUGUCACUGAGAGAACUGCGAAUUUUCCUGAGAGAAAUCUGCGCUAAGCUAGCGAGAAAUCGACAAUUUUUCAUGUUCACGAAGCCGGUGGACACGGAGGAGGUACCGGAUUACAAUCUGAUCAUAAAGCAACCUAUGGACCUGGAGACGAUGAUGACGAAAAUCGACAUGAAUUGUUAUCUGUGCGCGCGCGAAUUCCUCGACGACAUUGAUCUCAUAUGCAGAAACGCCCUGGAAUACAAUCCAGACAGCUUACGUGAUAGGCCUUCCCUCGGAAUAUUGAAGAGGGAUCCCGCGGAUAAAUUAAUAAGACACCGGGCGUGUUCGUUGCGCGAUAAUGCUUACGCUUUGAUAAAAGCCGAACUGGACUCUGAUUUCGAGGACAAGUGCCGCGAAAUCUCCAAGAAUCGCCGCAUCCUAGAGAGCAACUGCAACAACGAGGAGGAGAGUAAGAAUGCAAAGUCGGAAUCGACUUCGACGAACGAACGAGGCGAGAAAAAGGAGUCCGUGAAUUCUAGUCAAUCUCUCGUCGUGAAUGGGAAGAAAUUCGGUAGUUCGCGGAAACGCAAGAUACCCGCCUGGGCACGAGGCUACGUAAAGAAGGUCCACAAGAAGAAAAAGAUCGCCUUCGAUGAAAACGUUACCGAGGUGAUCGUGAGUAAGUCGCUGAACAACGAGACUACUACCAGCAUCGACCUGGAGAAAUUCCAAGAGUUCGAGACGGAGGCGCACAGCGUUUUGAACGGGCACGUGGGGCUGUUCGACAACACCGAUUCGGAGAACGAUUCGCAGAACGAAAAUUCGAAGGAGAGUCACAACGACGCUAUGGAUCACCGAAUGGACAGCCUCGAUCAGAUGGAGACGUGCUACACAGAGGAGGAUAGGUCGGUUAGAAAUGGACUUGCUCAAAGAAGUGGAGAGGUUUGCGGAGUACAAGUCACAGCGUCACUAGAAUACACGAGCUAUACUUUGUUAAGUUUUCGAGGAAAAAUGUCUGGUGUAAAGGAUUUCUCCUGUAUUGGAGGACUGGAGAAACAUAUCAGGAUUGUGAAAGAGAUGGUCCUGUUCCCGCUGAUGUACGGUGAUGUGUAUGCAAAAUUUAAUCUCAGACCACCGCGAGGUUUAUUGUUCUACGGUCCACCAGGAACGGGAAAAACACUCGUGGCCAGCGCUCUAGCAACCGAGUGCAGCAAUUCCGAACGCAAGGUCUCUUUCAUCUCGCGCAAAGGUUCUGAUUGUCUCAGCAAAUGGGUCGGAGAGAGCGAGAAGAAACUCGAGAAGGUUUUCUCACUGGCACAACAGUCAAAGCCGUGCAUCAUCUUCUUCGACGAAGUCGAUGGUCUUGCACCCGUGAGGUCUAGUCGACAGGACUUCGUCCAUGCUAGCGUGGUGUCUACUCUUUUAGCUCUGAUGGAUGGUUUGGACAAUAAUUCGGAGAUCAUAGUGAUAGGUGCAACCAACAGGAUCGACGCGAUCGAUCCCGCUCUGAGAAGACCCGGCAGAUUCGAUAAAGAGCUAUACUUCCCAUUGCCUUGCUACAGAGGCAGGAAAGAGAUACUUUCGGUACACAUCAAAAGUUGGAAACAGAAGCCAGCACAGAAAUUUUUAGCGUAUUUGGCGUCGAAGACCUUGGGAUUCUGCGGCAGUGAUCUGCAGGCUCUUUGUGCCGAAGCAGUCAUGUGUUCCAUUCGCCGAAAUUACCCGCAGAUCUAUACCUCCAAGUCCAAGUAUCACAUCAACGAACGCAAUCUCAAAGUGGAAAAGGAGGAUUUUCUAAAAGCGCGUCAGAAUAUCGUUCCCGCAUCGCAUCGCGUCGUCAUCGCCCCAAUCAAGAGUUUAUCCUGCAGGGUCCAACCGUUAUUACAGGAGGAUCUGGCAGCUAUUCUGUCACGGUUACAGGUGCUUUGUCCAACCGGCAUGCUGAUGUCCGACAACAUUACAGGCAGAGCAGCAUCCAAAUCGAGUGGUUGUCCACGACUCCUGUUGUGUGGCGACGACGAUUCCCACACUCGUCACUUGGGACCAGCGUUGCUACAUACCUUGGAACACUUGCCAUGUCAUGUCCUGGACGUCACGACGCUGUUCGAAGAAACGGGCAAGGCGACCGAGGAGGCCAUAAUACAAAUGAUCAAGACCGCACGUCGUACUCUGCCGGCGGUGCUGUACGUGCCCGGAAUUCUGACCUGGUGGAGUCUGGUGAAUGAAACAGCAAGAAUCGCGGAGUUGUACGAUGAUAAUUACGGUGAGGUGUACGAGGUGAGAUCACCUUCGCUGUCGAAACGGCGCUCCUUCUUCAGGCAAUUGUUUUUCAAUGGAGGUUCCGACGAUCUCUCCGAUCAUUCCUCGCAAGGUGAUCAUCCGUCUAAAAUAACCGUACACCGAAUAAUAAUUAUGCUAAUGAAUCCAUUUUUCACAAACGUAGCGGAUCUACUGCAAAUCCUGAGCCCGAAGAAGCUCAAGAACGAAAAUAACAAAAGAUUAAGAAGCUACGUGCAUUCCACCAACUUUAAUACGUUACUAGGAACGAACAUGAAGAGAGAAUACGCGUCCGGUGAAGGUCCGCAGAAACGGCAGAAGCUAAUGUCCGGUGCGUCUUCGGCUCCGUCCAGUACCGAAAAGCUCUUUGGCUCUCAGAUCGAGGAUCUGAUCGAAACGAUCGUUCUCUCGACCGACGAAUGGCCGAGCCAGCUACUGGAGAGCUUGUUCUCCACCCUCGAGCUCACGAUGGAGAGCAACGGAGAUUUGUGCGCGACGGUGAACGAGUAUGUUGCGCGUUACAAGGAACUGACAGAAGCGAAAAUGCGUGCGAAACAGGAAGAGGACUUGUCAGUUUGAAUGGAAUUUUUCUCGCUUCCUUCGUCAAUCGUCGUUGCAAUGUCUGUAUCCAUUGAGUCGCAGCGCGCGAUAAUCGCGCGCAAUCUGUGGCAUGUAAUAUUUCGUGGUGCAAUAAACGAAGCACAAUAAGGAAGUCUCGUUUUAAUUGCGGACCUUGUGCAGUCUUUUACCAUGACGAAAGCAUAUGAUACCAUUCAUCAUGCCGACACUUAAGCCGACCUUAUUGGAAUCUCCUCCAUCUAGUUUCUUCCUCAAUGCUCAAGGCGAAUUGUUCCCCACCUCGUGACAAUGUUCCAUGUGCCUGUAACGCCUUUGAUGCCUGCGCUCUACAUGGCAAUUCGAUGCCACGCGGAUGACCUCUCUUCUCUCUUCGUGACUUCAUAAGAUGGAAUCGGUUUCACGUCCUACUAGGAGAGGAUCUUCGCGCGUAGAGGGGUCCAAAGCGACCAGGCCCCCACAAGCUUAACAGUUAGCAUGCGGCUGUGCUGUGCGAUGCUGUGCAUCAAGUUGCUGCAUCUUGCAUCUCCGGUGCAGUGGGAUUUAGCGAAUCACGUGGCGGAGUGUAACGUGAAUUAAUGUGUUCCAUCUGCAGUAUUAUAAGGACAACAUCAAACGUGCAAUAACAUACGUGACGAUACACGAUUGAGAAACGACGGAUCACAAGAGCAACAGGGUAACACGUGGACAUUGUUUCUAUAGACUCGUAACAGUGCACGAUUGAUUUUUAAUACACGCUGGAUCAUGGCGAUUUUUUUUAACUAAUACGCCUUGCACUUUAUGAUUUGGCUCGUUCCAACGCGAGUAGUUGUGAAGCUUGCUAAUAAAAAUACAAAGGAUGCAAACAGAACUUAAUAUUUUUAUCAAAUAUUUAUUACAAAGAUGUAAGAAAGGUAUAUUUAUACAAAAUUUGAGAAAGAGUAUAUACUCAUAAAUAUACAUUUAACAUCACAAUUCUUUAGCAACAUCUGUAUCUUCCUCUCAGGAAGAUUGAAACACACAUAAUAUUGCGCGAUACUAUGACAAAAAAUUGAUGAAACUAAACGAGAAAGAACCGUAUAAACGGAACACAUUUUCUCAUUUUUACUUUUAACUUAUUGUAUACACAUAGAUCGCCAUAUUCUUUAUAACAUAUAAAAUAUGAGAUAAAUAACAAUAAUGAAAUUUUUAAUAGCAUAUAUUAGUAGAAAUAUUAGUGUGAAAUUGAAUUAUGAUUGUCAACUUUUAGCACAGAUAACCUAACCGACUAAUAUAUAUAACCAUGUUACCUAUAAAAUAUAUUCCGUUAUUUAAUCAUAAAGUAAAUCAUAAAUUAAAAGAAACGAACAGAAAAGAUUAUGUAACAUAUUUAUAUCAUUCAUUAUAAUGUUACUGGUAUUCAAAUAAUUGUUGCAUUUUACUGUGUAUUAAUUUACCAUAAUGGUAAUGACAGAAAAUUCUAUUCUCGAGAGUAAAACUUUUUAAUUGUUAUAUUAUUACGUUUUUGUUUUAUCGAUGUAAGCAUUACGCAAUGCUUUAUUCUGAUUCACUUAUUUAAAUUAAAAUAAGAUACUAUACAACAAAAAAUAUCUAGUCACCAUUUUUAGUUUCGCUUAAUGUAAUAGCGCUUUAUGUACCAAAAUAGAUACCGUCAAGAAAAUUGACAACACGCUUCUUUUAGAAACUUUGAGAAAGAAAAGAAGAAUGUUUUAAUAACAUAAACCGAAAAAAAAA
Messenger RNA from Ooceraea biroi (clonal raider ant), 7316 nucleotides. Its product is annotated as ATPase family AAA domain-containing protein 2. Gene Ontology annotation, biological process: transcription initiation-coupled chromatin remodeling; nucleosome disassembly; nucleosome assembly. Gene Ontology annotation, cellular component: nucleus. Lineage: Eukaryota; Metazoa; Arthropoda; Insecta; Hymenoptera; Formicidae. Gene Ontology annotation, molecular function: histone binding; ATP binding; ATP hydrolysis activity. The record is from RefSeq and is a predicted model, not a curated record.